CAGGAGCUGCUAAAAGUUGGUGAUCAUAUACAAUUAUAUGGAGUGUCGAGGGUUGAGGCAAGCAAUCAUCCUGUCCUUUGUGACCUUCUGUUGCCUCUUUGGUCACUUAAGUGCUGAUAUUGAGAAGUUAAACUACGAUGUUGAUUCUAUUAUGGUUGAAGAUCAGGUUCAUGUUGGUGUGAUUCUCGAUAUGGAAUCAAAAGGAAAGAUUGUUCUCAGCUGCAUUUCAAUGGCCCUCUCUGAUUUUUACCAUCUCCACAAUAACUACAGCACAAGAAUAGUUCUCUACAGUAAGGAUUCCAAAGGUGAACCUCUGCCUGCUCUGUCAGCUGCUCUUGAUUUUUUGGAAAAUAUCAAAGUGGAAGCAAUAAUUGGUGCACCAAAAAGAGCAGAAGCAAACCUUCUGGCAGAAUUAGGAGAAGCGGCCAAAAUCCCUUUAAUGUCUCUUUCUCCUGCUCGGACUGACAAUAAAUAUCCCUUCUUUGUUGAGAUCAUGCGUGCUGAUGAAGCGGCUGAAGUUAAGGGAAUUAGUGCCAUUAUUGAAGUUUUCAAAUGGAGGGAUGUCAUCCUUUUAUAUGAUAGCAAAGAAUAUGAGAGAGACUUCAUUCCAUCAUUAGUCAAGUCAUUCCAAGAGAUCACACAUGGGAGUGUUGCGUACAAAAGUUCGAAUAUUGCUUCCUCCUCAUCAAAUGAAGAAAUCACUGCAGAGCUCCAAAAGUUGAUCAACCUGAAGAUUAAGGUAUUUGUGGUGCAUGUGUCACAUUUUUUUGCACCUCGUCUUUUCUUGAAUGCAAAGAAGUUAGGGAUGAUGAGCGAAGGGUAUGCUUGGAUCAUGACAUCAACUAGCAUGAAUUUCUUGCAUUCUAUGAAUUUAUCUGUUAUUGAGUCAAUGCAAGGAGUGCUGGGUUUCAAGUCUUCUAUUCCAGCAUCCAUAAACCUUCACAGUCUUGCAUCAAGAUUGAGGAGGAAGUUUUACAUGGAGGAUCCAAAUAUGGAAGCAAUUCGGGAGUUAAGUGCAGAUGGGAUCUGGGCGUAUGAUGCAACUUGGGCUCUAGCAGAAGCAGUUGAAAGAGCAAGGGUUAAAAAUUCUACCACUAGAUCCUCCAAAGAUGGAGCUGUGCUUCUUAGAGAGAUAUUGCAGACCAGAUUCAAAGGUUUAAGUGGUGAAAUUCAGUAUGUGAAUGGGAAACUGAUUCCAUCAGAACCAUUUGAGAUAGUUAAUGUUAUUGGAAAAGGUGAGAUCAAAAGGAUUGGAUUUUGGCCUUGCAAAGAAGAAGUAAAAUCCGGAAAAGGGUCACCCCAGCAGCAACUCAUUCAUAAUGGGAGAAAUUUAGCUUCUACAAUUGAUCUUGAAAGAAUCAUAUGGCCUGGAGGUUCCAGGAGGGAAUUGAGUAGUAGUGAAACACUUAAACUAAAAAUUGGUGUUCCAGUGAGAAUUGGGUUCAAGGAACUUGUUCGUGUCGAGCAUGAUCUUCAAACCAAUACAACUCAUGUCACUGGCUUCUCUAUAGACGUAUUCAAAGCUGCAAUAGGAGCUUUGCCAUAUGAAGUGCCGUACGAGUUUAUUCCAUUUGAGGAUGCCAAUGGAAAUCCUGCAGGGACUUAUAAUGAUCUUGUUUACCAGGUUUAUCUCAAGAAAUACGAUGCUGUUGUUGGAGAUGUUACGAUCACAGAGAACAGAUCUCAGUAUGUUGAUUUUACAAUACCAUAUACCGACUUGGGUGUGGGAAUGUUGGUAUCAAAUGCCAAGGAAAACAUGUGGAUUUUCUUUAAACCACUUUCAACAUAUCUUUGGUUAACAAGUGCUGCUUUCUUUAUCCUAACCAGUUUUGUUGUUUGGAUCAUUGAGCGUCCUACUAACAAAGAAUUCCGGGGCACAGUAGAGGAGCAAAUCGGAACACUUUUCUGGUUCUCCUUUUCUACUCUUGUGUUUGCUUAUACGGAAAAGUUGUCAAAUAAUUUGGCAAAGUUUGUAGUGAUCAUAUGGGUGUUUGUAGUGCUUAUAUUGUCAUCAAGUUAUACUGCAACUUUAGCAUCAAUGAUGACGGUCAAACAGAUAGAGUUAAACUCGAGAGGGAACUAUAUAGGUUAUCAAUCGGGUUCAUUAGGAGUUCUAGUGAACUUAAAUUUGAAAGCAGCAAAGUCAUAUCGUUCAGAAGAAGAAUAUAUUGAUGCUCUAUCCAAAGGAAGCAAGAAUGGUGGGGUUUCUGGGAUUAUUGACGAGGUUCCGUACAUCAAUAUCUUCCUUGCAAAGUAUUCUGCUGACUACUCGAUGAUUAAAACCAGGGCUAUCACCAAUGGUUUUGCCUUUGUUUUCCCUAAAGGUUCGAAAUUGGUUCACGAUGUGUCAAGGCAAAUUGAACGUCUGAGACAGGAAGAAAAGCUUCUAGAGAUGGAAAAGACCUGGUUUCGUGAAAAAACAACUCUCAUGUCUGUUGAGGAUAUGACCCAGAGUGAUCCCAAUACGAUUGACCUCUAUGACUUUCGUGGUCUGUUCCUUAUUAGUGGGGCUUCUUUAGCUAUUUCUCUUUUCUUCUUCGUAGUUUUAUCCACUAGAUUUAGGAAUCUGUUUCAAGGACUAAUGCAGCUGAUUCGUAUAGAACUGCAGCGUUUCAGGACGUUCUUCUCCUACAUAGUAUGCAAUGGAAUUGAGCAAAACUGCAUGCAAGUUCCUACGCAAGUCAUUGUACAUGCUGUCCAUUAAGUCAUUAGUACAAAUAUUAAGUUCUCAUUUUGACAGAUUCUAUAUAUUGUGCAGAAAGUCCUUCGUGAUUAAUUUUUGACACUAAUUAUCUUGGGAUUUUGGCUAGAAAUUAACA
Rosa rugosa (rugosa rose) is the source of this 2819-nucleotide messenger RNA. RefSeq names its product glutamate receptor 1.2-like. Bases 38 to 2704 code for a protein of 888 amino acids. NCBI's taxonomy places the organism in Eukaryota, Viridiplantae, Streptophyta, Magnoliopsida, Rosales, Rosaceae. Gene Ontology annotation, molecular function: glutamate-gated receptor activity. Gene Ontology annotation, cellular component: plasma membrane. The record is from RefSeq and is a predicted model, not a curated record. The transcript is spliced from 5 exons.